UACAUGUAGAACCUCCGUUGAGAGUAAUCCCUGGAGACUUGUCAAAACCAUUUCCAGAUUGUUGUUAUGAAAUAGUUGGCCCUGCUAAUCACACCGAAGUAAAUCCAGAAGACUGCGAUCCUGACAUUCGCAAUUCCAUUUUUGCAACUAUAGACCUGCCAAGUACACAAUCGAUUGCAAAAUGAACUACUUAUAACGGAAUAUGCAUUAAAUAAUCAUGCGCUGAAUGAAAUUAACUGCUAAAAUUAAAACUGUUACCAAAAGAGUCGAAGCACAAGAAUGAAAAAAAUAUGGAAGAUCCUGCUUAUGAUAACAAAAUUUUUCUAAUUCAAUCUCAUCUUGGAGACUGUUAUACAACGAGUCAUAAUCUUGGAGCUUUCACAGCAGGCGAGGAGAAAAGAAUUGAAGGAAGAUGUGCUGUGGCAGUAUGUAGUGCUAGUGGGGAUAUUAGCCUAAGAGGUUGUGGAGUUAGAAGAGCAGCCUAUCCUAUAAGAGUACUACCUGGAGAUUUAUCCAAACCGUAUCCAAGAUGUUGUCACAGGAUAGUGGGACCUAACAAUGACACCGACAGUGACAACGAACGACCUCGGAAUACCGGAAAUGUAGUCCUGGCGGGUGCUUUUUUGAAUCCUAUGCUCUCAAGAUAACAUUUCCGAAGUUGAUGUAAAAAACAAAUCUGGUUCUAGAGAUACUAAGCGUUUUAUAGAAGCUGUUGUUAACGACUAAGUCCUAUUUUUAUGGCUGUGCUUUAUAACUAGUAAUUGUAAGUAAUUUAACUCUAAAAUGUACUAUUUAUUUAUAAAAGUUGUACUUAAAAAAGUCAAAUAAGUAUUGAAGAAAUAAAAUUAAAA
Molecule: messenger RNA, 851 nt
Organism: Diabrotica virgifera virgifera (western corn rootworm)
Lineage: Eukaryota; Metazoa; Arthropoda; Insecta; Coleoptera; Chrysomelidae
Exons: 3
Coding region: 291-647 (118 amino acids)
Source: RefSeq, a predicted model, not a curated record